AUGCAUAUAUUGAAACUUCCAUGGCUCUGUCAUGAAGUUUAUUCAUUAACAAUAAGUCCCGAUGGUUCAAGACUAGCAUCAGGUGGGUUAGAUGGUAAAGUUAGAAUAUGGUCAGUUGCAGAUAUAUUAAGAUUCAAGAAUCCAAACCAAGAAAAAGAUGAAUCAUGUAAACCAUUAUGUAGUAUGAGUCGUCAUACAGGUGCAGUUACUGUUGUUAAAUUUUCUCCAGAUGGUAGAUUCUUAGCUUCAGGUUCUGAUGAUAAAGUUUUGUUAAUUUGGGAAAAAGAUGAAGAAAGUAGACCUGUCUUUGGUGAAGCUGAAAAUGCAGAACAUUGGACUGUUACCAAGAGAGUAGUUGCACAUGAAAAUGAUAUCCAAGAUAUGGCAUGGGCUCCAGAUUCAAGUAUUUUAGUUACUGUUGGGUUAGAUAGAUCAAUUAUUAUUUGGAAUGGUACUACAUUUGAAAGAAUUAAAAGAUUUGAUGUUCAUUCAUCUUUGGUUAAAGGUGUUGUUUUCGAUCCAGCAAAUAAAUAUUUUGCAACAAGUUCAGAUGAUCGUUCAGUAAGAAUUUUUAGAUAUCACAAAGGUUCAGAAAUUUCCUUUUCAAUUGAAAAAAAUGUUUUACAACCAUUUAAGAAAUCUCCUUUGACAACUUACUUCAGAAGAUUAUCUUGGUCCCCUGAUGGUCAACAUAUAGCUGCACCAAAUGCAACAAAUGGUCCAGUCACCUCAACUGCAAUUAUAAAUAGAGGUACAUGGGAUUCAGAUAUAAGUUUAAUUGGUCAUGAUAGUCCCUGUGAAGUUGCAUGUUUUUCACCGGUACUAUAUCAAACAAAAAUUAACAAAGAAAUGAAAGUUUGUUCAACAUUAGCCACAGGUGGUCAAGAUAAAACCUUGGUUAUUUGGAAUACAGCAUCAGCAUCUCCAGUUGUUGUAUUGGAAGAUAUUUUUUACAAGACUAUAACAGAUUUAUGUUGGACUCCAAAUGGUGAUACAUUAUUUGCAUCUUCAUUAGAUGGCACUAUUGGAGUUGUAUGUUUUGAAAAGGAAGAAUUAGGUCAAUUUGUACCAACUGAAAAAACAGACGAGAUUUUGAAUAGAUAUGGUGUUGAUAAAGAAAGUACCGUUUUUGCAGAAAGUACAAAUCAAUUAAUCCUUGAAGAGAAAGCUCAAGAAUAUCAAAAAACUUUAUCUGAUAAACAUAUGGAUCGUCUAUUAAGUAUUGAACAGCCAACUUCACAUAAAUCACCUUCACCUGCUCCCCCUCCCCCGCCACCAUCGCUAUCUGCACCACCUCCAGCCAUACCGAAGCCUCCUUCUAUACCGUCAACAUCAACCACUCCACAACCCACUGCUUCCAAACCAGAUUCCAAAUUGAAUAAAGCUGUUAUUAAGAAUGGUAAGAAAAGAGUUGCACCAACAUUAAUCUCCUCAUCGGCAGCACCAUCAUCAUCUUCAUCAAACGGUACAACUAACAAAUUCAAAAACAUUACAGUAACAGCUAAAAAAAUCAAAGAAGAUAAAACUAGAGAUACAUUGUUAUCUAAAACUCCAUAUUCAUUACCAAAAUUUGGUGUUCAUACUUCUGUUCAUGGUUAUUAUGUUAAGAGAACAGUUGCAGAAGAGGAGGAAGAAGAAGAAGAAGGUGAUGAAAUUGAUGAAGAAUAUGAAGAAGAGGAUGAUGAAGAUGAAGAUGAAUUUUUAUUCACCGCUAAAAAACGUAAAUUAACUAAAGAUGAACAACCUAUAUUACCAUUAAAACCAAGUUAUGAUUCUACUUUAUUGGUUUAUAAAAGACUUGAUGAUGGGAAAGAUCGUGCUAUAUUAGAAGUUGAAAAUUAUGAAGAACCUGAAGAUGAAGAUCCUUCAAUAGUUAUUGCUAAAUUAAAUGGUGAAUUAUCAUUUGAAACUUUUUUACGUGAUCGAGUAUUAGCUAUUACAGGUGAAUUACAUAAAUAUUGGAUCUUGGCUACUGAAAGUUGUGCUAUAUUGAUUUAUUCAUUUACGGGAAGAUUAUUAUAUCCAAGGAUUGAGUUGGGGUUUAACGUGGGGUAUAUGACAUGUAAAGAUGAUAUUCUAAUGAUACUCACAGAAGACUAUAUGAUUCAUAGUUUUAAUUUGAACACUUUUACCAAAUUAACUAAAAAAAUUUCAUUAGCACCUAUAUUAAAUUAUGAAUAUCAAGUUAAAGAUAAGAAAACAUAUAUUCAAUCUAAAUUAGCAGAUUUAGAAUUGAAAAAUGGUCAAAUAUUGGCAUAUUUAAAAACAAAUGAAACUUAUUUAUAUAACAAUGAUUUGAAAAUAUGGACCAAAAUUAUUGAUAAUUUCCAUCAUAAAUUUAAUAAAUAUGAUUAUAUAUGGGUUGAUAGAUUUAAACCUCCAUAUAUUACACAAGAUUUUAAUGACUAUAAUAAUGACUUAAUUAAUAAUGAAACAAAACAAAAUGAAUUUGAAUAUAUCAAUAAAUUAACUUUUUUAGAAGGUUAUAAAGAUGUAUUAGCCCAACUUGGUGAAAAUGAUGGUGUUGAUAAAUUAGAUAAGGAUUUGGAAACCCAUAAACAAAAUGAACUAUAUAAAUAUGUUAGAACAUAA
Messenger RNA from Hansenula ciferrii, 2592 nucleotides. RefSeq names its product Hir1p (gene HIR1). The record is from RefSeq and is a predicted model, not a curated record. NCBI's taxonomy places the organism in Eukaryota, Fungi, Ascomycota, Saccharomycetes, Phaffomycetales, Wickerhamomycetaceae. Gene Ontology annotation, biological process: regulation of DNA-templated transcription; chromatin remodeling; DNA-templated transcription. Gene Ontology annotation, cellular component: HIR complex; nucleus. Gene Ontology annotation, molecular function: protein binding; nucleosome binding. The coding region runs from base 1 to 2592 and encodes 863 amino acids. The transcript has 2 exons.